This is a messenger RNA of Physeter macrocephalus (sperm whale), 1011 nucleotides long. It is a transcript of the gene XCR1, whose product is annotated as X-C motif chemokine receptor 1. Bases 10 to 1011 code for a protein of 333 amino acids. Gene Ontology annotation, molecular function: C-C chemokine receptor activity; C-C chemokine binding. Gene Ontology annotation, cellular component: external side of plasma membrane; membrane. The record is from RefSeq and is a predicted model, not a curated record. NCBI's taxonomy places the organism in Eukaryota, Metazoa, Chordata, Mammalia, Artiodactyla, Physeteridae. The transcript has a single exon. Gene Ontology annotation, biological process: cell chemotaxis; immune response; positive regulation of cytosolic calcium ion concentration.
AACGUCUAGAUGGAGCCCUCACACUUCCCGGAGACCACCACCCCUUUCGAGUAUGAUCCUCAGAGCUUUCUGUGUGAGAAGAAGACCUUUGUCUUUGCCACCUUCAGCACCACCAUCCUGUACUGCCUGGUGUUCUUCCUCAGCAUAGUGGGCAACAGCCUGGUGUUGUGGGUCCUGGUGAAAUAUGAGAGCCUGGAGUCCCUCACCAACGUCUUCAUCCUCAACUUGUGUCUCUCAGAUCUGGUGUUCUCCUGCUUGUUGCCCGUGUGGAUCUUGGGGUACCACUGGGGCUGGUUGCUGGGAGACUUCUUUUGCAAGCUCCUCAACAUGAUCUUCUCCAUCAGCCUCUACAGCAGUAUCUCCUUCCUGACCAUCAUGACCAUCCAUCGCUACCUGUCCGUGGUGAGUCCCAUCUCAUCCCUGCGUGUCCACACCCUCCAGUGCCGCGUGCUGGUGACCAUAGCUGUGUGGGCAGCCAGCAUCCUGUCCUCCAUCCCCGAUGCCAUCUUCCACAAGGUGUUCCCUUUGGGCUGUGAUUAUUCAGAACUCAAGUGGUUCCUAGCCUCAGUCUACCAGCACAACAUCAUCUUCCUUCUCUCCUUGGGGAUAAUCGUGUUCUGCUACGUGGAGAUUCUCAGGACCCUGUUCCGCUCGCGGUCCAAACGGCGCCACCGGACAGUUAGGCUCAUCUUCACCAUUGUGACGGCAUACUUCCUCAGCUGGGCUCCCUACAACCUGAUCCUGUUUCUGCAGACACUGUUGAAACUUGGGGUCAUUCAGAGCUGCGAGGUCAGCCAGCAGCUGGAUUAUGCCCUGCUCAUCUGCCGCAACGUUGCCUUUUCCCACUGCUGCUUCAACCCGGUGCUCUACGUCUUUGUCGGGGUCAAGUUCCGCAGACACCUCAAAAGUCUGCUCCGGCACUUCUGGCUCUGCCGGCAACAGACACCUGGCCUUCCCCCGCCACCUCACCCCCCAGGUGCCUUCACCUAUGAGGGCACCUCCUUCUAUUGA